AUGGGCCGGAGCCCCGCGGCGAGCCCCGCGGCGAGCCCCGCCCCGGCCCCGCGCGCCCUCGCCCCCGCGCCGCCCGGCCCGGAGCGGCGCACGAAGGUCGCCGUCGCGUGCGGCGCCUUCGCGCUGCUCUGGCUGCGGUUCCACGCGGCGGCCAUCGAGGCCGCGCUCAAGCACCUGGUCUGGUACUGCCUGUCCCACGGCCUGCUCCUGCUGCUCCUCGGCGCCGGCGCCGUCUGGCUCUGCUGGGACCGCGUCGAGGCGAAGCUGGGUCUGAAGAUGGCCGCGGAGCUGAGCCGCGAGCUCGGCGGCGCGCGCGUGACCGUCGGCCGCCUCGAGUGGCGCUGGAAUCGCUUGAGCGUCUUCGACCUCGAGGUGGGCAACGGCGAGGUGCCGGGCGUGGCCUGGAAGGCGCCCUACUUCAUGCGCGCGGCGGAGAUCUGCGCGGAGAUGACGAUGACGACCGAGGACCUCCACGGCAUGCUCUCCGUCUUCGGCCCCAUCAAGCUGCGGGACGGCGCCUUCGCCAUCGGCUACACGGAGCGGAGCGUGGCCACCAUGCUCUUGCGCGAGUCGCGCGCCUUCGUCGAGGAGCAGCACGUCGACGGCAAGCCCGUGUCGAACACGGACAUGUUCCGCCACACGUCGCGCGCGACGCUCGCCGCGGAGAAGGCCGCGGCGGCGCGGCGCCUCGCGCGCGAGGCCGCGUGGCGCGCGCGCUGGGCCGACGCCAAGCCCGCGGACGUCGAGCUCGAGCUCUGCGACGGCGACGCGGCGCUCGACGACGAGCCGGGCCACGCGACGCGCGUCCGCGGCGCGCGGCGCGCGCUCGCGUCCGCGCGGGCCCUCGGCGAGCCCGCGCGGCGCGCCAAGCUCCUCGGCGACUACGCGAAGAAGCUCCGCGACGACGUCGCGUCGACGGCGAAGCUCCUCUACCGCGCGCACCGCGACGGCGCGCCCGGCGACGCGUACCGCGUGGGCCGCAUCACCGUCGAGGACCUGGCCCUCGACAUGGACGGCCACGGCAUGCGCCUCAAGGCGCCCUUCGUCGUCCGGGCCUUCGUGGGCAGCCGGCUCCACCUCGAGACGAAGCUCUGCACGUCGCUCCUCGGCGAGCUCCUCAACGACUCCAUCUCCCAGGUCAAGGACCGCGCCGCGUCCAUCCGCCUCCACGUGAAGAGCCAGGAGCGCGCCGUGCUCGACCGCGUCCAGGGCCAGCGCCGGUCGACCAUGUCCCUCUGCGGCUGCGGCGGCGCCGGGGCCGUCGAGGACGCGGUGACCUUCAUCGACGGCCCGGAAUCUUCUUUCCGCGGCAACUAUCGAGAUGGCAGCCCGGUCCGGGCUGAGAUCAUCGCGUUGAGGCGCGGUGGUCGCGUGCGAUCCAUGGCGCUCCUGCUGGCGCUGGCGCUGCUCGUCGCGGGCUGCGGCGCGGACCCGAGCCCGACGAUGUGGCCGACGCCGUACUGGCCCCAAUGGGACGACUACUGGGACUACUGGGACGCGGGAUACGACCACGGCUGGGACUGCAGCGCCGCGUCGUACCCUUCCUACGUCAGCGACGGCUACUGCGACCCGAGCAACAACGUGGACCCGUGCUACGACGGCGGAGACUGCUGCGAGAGCACGUGCGUCAGCACCAGUAGCUACGACUGCGGCGUCAAUGGCUACGACUGCCAGGAUCCGUACGAAUCGGACGCGACGACGCCGCUGCCGACGCACGUGUCCCACUCGACGCUGGUCGCGUACUACUCCUUCGACGACGGGACGGCCGCGGACGACUACGGGAGCCUCGACGGGACAAUCACCGGCGCGACGGCGACGACGGGCCACGAUGGGAGCGGCGCGCUCGCCUUCGACGGCGCCGACGACGCCGUCGAGCUCCCGCCGGCCGCGACGGCGGACGUCCUCGGGAGCGCCGCUCGCACCGUGUGCCUCUGGGCGCGCCUCGACGCCUUCGCCGGCUUCCUCCUCAGCUAUGUCCGGUACCGCUAG
This is a messenger RNA of Aureococcus anophagefferens, 1989 nucleotides long. RefSeq lists its product as hypothetical. The record is from RefSeq and is a predicted model, not a curated record. NCBI's taxonomy places the organism in Eukaryota, Pelagophyceae, Pelagomonadales, Pelagomonadaceae. The transcript has 3 exons. Bases 1 to 1989 code for a protein of 662 amino acids.